AUGGGCAUGACACCCGGGCUCCGCACCGCGUCCUGGGUCACUUGCCUCCCACAGCCUUUAUUGGUGGGACUGUGCCGGGCAGGGAGGCAGUCUGCAGAGCCCAAGCUGCACGGCUCAGUGCCCGGGCCUCCGCGUAGUGACCAAAGGCCACCUGCACUCAGCUGCAUCUUCUCUUUCCCGCAGGAGAGCACCUGGCCAUACCUAUUUGGCGUGAUUGUCGUCCCCUCUGUCAUCCAGCUGGUGAGCCUGCCCUUUCUCCCCGAAAGCCCACGCUACCUGCUCUUUGAGAAGCACGACGAGGCAGGAGCUGUCAAAGCCUUCCAGACGUUCCUGGGCAAAGCCGAUGUCUCCCGGGAGGUGGAAGAGGUCCUGGCUGAGAGCUGUGUGCAGAGGAACAUCCGCCUGGUGUCCGUCCUCGAGCUGCUGAGGGCCCCACUCGUCCGCUGGCAGGUCAUCACCGUGAUCAUCAACAUGGCCUGCUACCAGCUCUGCGGCCUCAACGCGAUUUGGUUCUACACCAACAGCAUCUUUGGGAAAGCUGGGAUCCCCCCAGAAAAGAUCCCAUACAUCACCUUGAGCACAGGGGCCACUGAGAUUCUGGCUGCCAUCUUCUCUGGCCUGGUCAUUGAGCGCCUGGGACGGAGACCCCUGCUCGUUGGUGGCUUCGGGCUGAUGGCAAUCUUCUUCGGGGCCCUCACCAUCACACUGACACUGCAGGACCAUGCACUCUGGGUCCCCUACCUGAGCAUCCUGUGCAUUCUGGCCAUCAUCGCCUCCUUCUGCAGUGGGCCAGGCGGCAUUCCAUUCAUCUUGACCAGCGAGUUCUUCCAGCAGUCGCAGCAACCAGCUGCCUUCAUCGUUGCGGGCACCGUCAACUGGCUCUCCAACUUUGCCGUUGGGCUCCUCUUCCCGUUCAUUCAGAAAAGUCUGGACACCUACUGUUUCCUAGUCUUCGCCACAAUUUGUAUCACAGGUGCUAUCUACUUGUAUUUUGUCCUGCCUGAGACCAAAAACAGAACCCAUGCAGAAAUCAGCCAGGCAUUUGCCAAAAGGAACAAAACAAACAAGGAGGAAAACAUUGACCCAGCUGUCACUGACAAUAAGAUGAAUGGAGGGACUGAACCAGAUUCUUCCUCCGCAUUGUACAGUUCUGUCCAAAGCAAGAUCAUCUAAAUGGAGGAUAUCACCAUCUCAGGAAACCCAUUUCUGGAAGGCUUAACUGAUUGAAGCCAUGCAAGUCUUAUAUUAUUAAGUAUUUAACAGUAAACUUGUGCUAAUCUAAUAUCACAACCAUUUUGGCUUUGUUCACAACUGAAUCUCCCAUACUCUUCUGGAAGCUGGAAAGGAUCACCCUACAUUUCUAUAGACCCAACAUUCCUCUAUGUCAACUGUUAACUGCCUUCUUCAUGGUUUCAAAAUGAAAUUGGGAAGAGUAUUUGAAUGCUUUCUCCAAGAAAACUAAUCUGCUCUGUUAGGGGACUCAAUGGACUGGAAGUCAGAGACUGAGGUUCCAGCCAUGACCUGCCCUCAGCCUGGAUCCUGAGGCCUCGGGGCCCCUUGGCUUGGUCCUAGAUGUUGGCUUUCAGAAUCCAGUGGGAAGACACUUCAUACCGCCUCACAAAUGCCUGUUACCAAUAUUUGGCUCUUGCUGUGGAUCCAGGCUUAGGACUGCCCAAUACCAACCCACUCGCCUGCAGGUUUUGCCUUUCCCAGCCUGUGUCCAAGGAAUGGGCUCAGGACUUCCAGGGCUGAAGCUAUCUUUGCCUCGGCUAUUAGUCUCCUGUGUGCUCACAGAGGCCAUGCAGAAGGCCAAUAUGUGCAAGGCCUGGAGAAGCGGCUAGAA
Molecule: messenger RNA, 1843 nt
Organism: Microcebus murinus (gray mouse lemur)
Lineage: Eukaryota; Metazoa; Chordata; Mammalia; Primates; Cheirogaleidae
Source: RefSeq, a predicted model, not a curated record